Messenger RNA from Aspergillus terreus NIH2624, 696 nucleotides. Its product is annotated as putative translation initiation factor IF3. Gene Ontology annotation, biological process: ribosome disassembly; mitochondrial translational initiation. NCBI's taxonomy places the organism in Eukaryota, Fungi, Ascomycota, Eurotiomycetes, Eurotiales, Aspergillaceae. Gene Ontology annotation, molecular function: translation initiation factor activity; ribosome binding. Gene Ontology annotation, cellular component: mitochondrion. The record is from RefSeq and is a predicted model, not a curated record. The transcript has a single exon. Bases 1 to 696 code for a protein of 231 amino acids.
AUGAAGCAUAUCCGUGGUCUCCUCUCAACAACACAAGCCCUCCGCUAUACCUUUCUCUCUCCGGCAGUAUCCUCCUCUCCGGCUCGUUGUUUUCAAUACACCCCAACCCCGCUCCUCACGCAGUCCCGACUUCUCUCCACCCGUCGUCGCCUGGCUCCCGGAAAUGCUCAGUUACUCGCGCGGUUAAAACAAGUGAAGGAUGAAGAGAUCCGGUCGGAAUACGUACGCAUUGUCAAUGAGGGAGGUGGCUUAGAUCCCCCUAUCAAGCUUCGAGACGCCUUAAAUGGGAUUGAUCGCUCGGAGAACUUUCUUCUCCAGGUGUCGCCGGGUUCUCGUGAUCAGCCGCCCGUUUGCAAGGUCGUGAGCCGGGUCGCGAUCAAAGAGCAGGAGAAAGCGAAAGCCAAGGCCACGCAUGCUGCCAAAACCGCUGUGAAGCAAAUUGAGCUGAAUUGGGCGAUCGAUGCGCAUGAUCUGGCACACCGACUCAAACAGUUGACCACCUUCCUGGAGAAGGGUCGGAAAGUGGAGGUUGUCCUCACCCGGAAGAAAGGAAAGAGAGCGCCUACGGUGGAAGAAGUGAAGAACGUGAUGGACAGUGUUAUGCAGACCACGAGGGAAGCCGAUGCUAUCCAAGUUCGGCCUAUGGAGGGCGAACCAGGGAAACAUGUUAUCCUGGUGGUAAAGAAGAGGGACUGA